Messenger RNA from Misgurnus anguillicaudatus (oriental weatherfish), 1616 nucleotides. RefSeq names its product coiled-coil domain containing 90B (gene ccdc90b). The record is from RefSeq and is a predicted model, not a curated record. NCBI's taxonomy places the organism in Eukaryota, Metazoa, Chordata, Actinopteri, Cypriniformes, Cobitidae. Gene Ontology annotation, cellular component: mitochondrion.
AACCUUGUUUCGUGUUCAUUGUCGUUCUAUGCGCUUUUCGUAUUUUUAAACAGCCUGAAAAACUCCUCCUUUACGAUAAUCGCAACGUCACAUUAGUGCUACAAAUCCAGGAACUUACUUUCUAAAAGAACAGCAUUAAAGUGUUUUAUAUGCAGUGCUCAUCUAUUUGACCCUGAAAACUGUCUCACGUGUCCUGGAAAGACAGAGGGCGAGGAGAGAAACACAGGGGUUAUGUAGUAAGUCUGGAAGUAUUUUGUACUGCAUAGAUGGUACAAAGAAGGUAAAAGCGCAAAAAGAUCUAUCCACCCAAGUAAUCUUAGACUCAUCGUUUAGUUUAGCCAUUCAUAUAUAACGAUGUCGUGCUGGGGAAUCUUUAUGCGCAGACAAUAUCAGUUCUCCAGCCUGUUAAAAUUACAUCAUCUCAACAUGCAAUCAGUGUGUCAACACAGAGCGUUCCAUGCAACGACUGCAUACAAGACAUAUGAUGUGAGAAAAGUGGAGUUAAUGCCACUGGAGCAAAGGAAACUGACGUUUGACUCCCAUGCCCUUGUUAAAGAGCUCGAAUCAAGCGGCUUUGAGAAAAGGCAGGCAGAAGUAAUCGCGACAGCACUGGUGACACUAACUACAGCCAAUAUGGACAUUGUAUACAGAGAUAUGGUCACUGGAAGCCAUCAGGAAAUAGCUCUUCAACAAAUUAUGGCUCAUCUUGACUCUAUCAGGAAAGAUAUGGUUAUCCUGGAGAAGAGUGAAUUUGCCAGCUUGCGUUCAGAAAAUGUUAAAAUGAAAACCGAGUUGGAGCAAAUAAAGAACAGACUAUUAGAAGAGAGUCAAAAAAUCAAAGCAGAUGCAAAGUUAGACAUCAAUUUGGAGCGGAGCAGGGUUACUGACAUGUUUACUGAUCAAGAAAAGAAACUAAUGGAGGUUACAACAGAGUUUCAAAAAAAGAACGCAGAAAUAAACAGUGACACAGCGGAAACUUCAAGGAAAAUAGACAUUCAAGUAGCUUCUUUAAAAACACUUCUGGAGUCACUAAAACUACAGACAAUUCGAUAUCUUGCAGCAUGCAUCUUCACCUGCUUGGCAAUUGCCUUAGGCUUCUAUCGGCUGUGGAAGUGAAUCUCAUUCUCGAAACAUUGCUGAGGUUUAAUCUAAAAUAUUCAAAGAGAAACUUUGACUUUUGAUUUAAGAUGGUGCCUUUUAUUGUAAUUUUAUUACAUUUUUUAUGUUACAACGUUUGAUAUCAUUUUAUCACAUACCAAAGCCUUUAAUAAGUCAUGUCAUUUGCUUUAAACUGCAUUGUUUUCAUAUGUUUGACAUUUUUUAACUGACAGGCUGUAUGUAAAGGAGAGCUUGCUAUUGUAAAGAAAUCUCCCAGCUUUAAUUUUCUUUUUAUGCAAAUAUAGUUUGUAUUAAGAAUGUAUUAUUUAAAAUAAAAGCCAAUGCAAUGUGAUUUUUUAAAGCAUUUGUGAUGCAUGAAUAUGGAAAAUUACAUACCGGUAAACUAUGAAAAGAGAAAGAAACACUUUGUACAAAGCUUGUACAAUAUAUGUAAAGAAGUAUCAACUAAAUCUGCAAUUGCAGUCACUUUUUAAUAAAUACUGAACAACAGAACUUGA